Molecule: messenger RNA, 2043 nt
Organism: Penicillium verhagenii
Lineage: Eukaryota; Fungi; Ascomycota; Eurotiomycetes; Eurotiales; Aspergillaceae
Product: transcription factor domain-containing protein
Exons: 2
Coding region: 1-2043 (680 amino acids)
Biological process (GO): DNA-templated transcription
Molecular function (GO): zinc ion binding; DNA binding
Source: RefSeq, a predicted model, not a curated record
AUGGAGCCUCCUGAAUAUGCACCCGGUACUUCGGAGAUUGGCUCCCUGACGGCCCACUCGAAUGAAGACAGCCAAUUUGUCGGCAGUUCUAGCGGCGUUUACUUCAUCAACACUGUCAAACGAGCAUUUUCAAAUGGACAUGACGAAUCAGAGUCCAAAGAAGCUGGGUUUCCCACUGCAGAAGACACCCUGGUCGGCGUGGAUGAUUCACCACGGCAUAAACGUCGGCGCACAAAGCCCGCGGAUGAACCAGCCUCGUUUGGAGGCGAACCUUCUACAUCAUGGAAAUAUGAUCAAGGUCUCGCCUCUUCCUUAGGCUCUGCACCACCUCCAGACCAGGCAAAGGAGUUCAUGAUGUCGUACUUCAAAGUGUGGCAUCCUCUGUUUCCAUUUCUCCAUGGUCCUACCUUCCUGCAGGCCAUGGAGAAGUUAUAUUCUGACAAUCCCUCACCAGAACACCCAGUUGAUGACUCCACUUCGCAUCAUAGAACGACCUGCUGGACAGUAAUUCUGCAAAGUGUAUUCAAUCUAGGAAGUCUCUUGCAUCCUGACCUUCAGCUUCCGGCUGGAUCCAAGAUUCAGUCGCCCAGCAGCAUGACACCUCUACUCUCGACGUUGGCAUCGCGACAUGACAUCGUCUCUUUACAAGCAUUGCUUGCCAUCCAAGUCUAUCUCGUCGCGACUAUGUCUCUGCGACUUGCUUCCACAUUCGGAGGUUGUGUCCUGCGCUCGAUGCUCCAUGCAGGGCUGCACCGCUGUCCAUUUCGGUACAGCCAGCUCUCCUCGCAUGACCGACAGCUGAGGAAGCGCAUUUUCUGGUGUGCGUAUGCAAUCGAUCGGUAUCUCAGCCAGGCGCUUGGCUUGCCACUUGGAAUCCAAGACUCCGAUGUCGAUGUGUGUUUGCCGGCAGCUCCUGAAAUGCAUUCUCCGCGUCUGAUCAGGAACCUGAGUAUGUAUUCUGCGAAUGCAGAUCGUCGUGCAGCGGAUUCUGCUCGAUCACCUCUUUUUAUGGAGAGCCCUGCACAAAGUUCGUUGCCAGAUUAUCGGAAGAAAGAGAGCGUCAUAGCUAGCUAUGUUGAUUCUGGCACUCUCACCGGCCGUGCACUUGAAUUGUUUCAUAAAUCUAUCUUGGUCCGAUCUGUACAUCGCAGCUCUGUGCUGUUCUUGGUCACUGAUGUUCAUAAGUGGUGGAAUAGCUUGCCACUCGAGUUACAAGGAAAGGGACCAGCCCAUUCAAAGGAAGUGGAGGCAGCAGAGGGCACUGAUGGGCCCUUUGACUUUGGUCCCUUUUUCACCGUGCUAUAUCAGCACCUGAUCUUGAUUAUUCACCGACCGUCUCUAUCCUUGGAUCCAUCCACUGCAGAGUUCUGCUCCGGCUUACAGACAUGCAUUGGGGCCGCGCGUGGAAUUCUAGCUGCGCUGAAAAUCCAAUUGGAUAGUCGACAAGCUCUAUUCUGGCCUGGCUUCUUAUCUGCCGCCUGGAUGUCGGGUCUGGUCCUCGCGUUUGCUUGCCAGCUGAAGCAGUAUGUUCUUAAGAAAGGUCUUCAUGAAAUCGAUUGUUGUUUGGAGUUUCUUCGUCGCAUGUCUAGUCAGUGGGAAACUGCUAGACAGUGCCACCGUGCUUUGUCUCUGCUUUCUACGAAGAUCAAGCAGAUGGGUGAGACUCAGCAAAAUGCAGCCAACCCUCAUGCGUAUGCUAUGAGAACGCCUGACAGAAAUGCAAGCUCUAUUAAUUCCAUUGAUAAUCGAGAAUUGCAAGGGCUUCAACGAGAGGAAAUAAUCAAUUCCACUGGAGGUCAGGAUACGACGGCUGGACAUGCAAUCCUGAGUCCCGAGCCACGACCCGAAAUCAAUCCAAUGCCUUCCAGAUAUAAUCAACUGGGAGAUGACCCUGUCCUGACCGGGGAUUUGGGCUUCCAGAGUGAAAAUGCUGGAUACUUGGCUGGGGGAUCCAGCUUUGACUUGAACAUGGUUGACUUACUAGACGGAGCGGAUUUCGAGUCCCUAUUUGAUCUAAUCGGUCAACAAUAUCCUAGUUUUUAA